UUUGCCCCCUUCAUACCCAAAAAGGUAAACAAGCAAAACAUAAAGGUCAAGACCUCCCAUCAAAAUAUAAUCUCAAAUUGAAAUAAAAACAGAGAACAAUCUAUCUCUACCUACCUAUGAAAAAUUGUGAAAAAUUGAAAAAAUUAUAAAAUUCAACCUUUGCAAAUACAAAAAAUUCAAUCUCUCUCUCUCUUCCUUCUUUCCCUAUCUAUGUCCUGUACUCCUGUUUGGCAAUAUCCCAGCUCACAUUUUUCCAGUCGUAGGUUCCUUUUUUUUUAAUUUAAUUUUUUUUUUGUGGGUGGGUGUUUUUCUGAAAUUAACACAUACACAACUUUGAAGCUUUCCCUCUUUCUCUCUCCAUCUUUUCUUUAAUAAAUUCCUUCUCAGUAGCUACUCAUAGAAUCCCAAAUCUAGAGAGAGAAACAAACACAUCAAAUUACAUUACACAACUCAGCUUUUUAGAGAGAGAAUCACCAACUAAAUUACUUCAAUUCCUUCCUUCCUUUCCCAAAAGAGAUAAAACAAAGAAUAACCCCAUCACAUGAAUUUCAACUCACAGAUUUGAUCAUCCAAUUCCUUUCUGGGUUUUUGUGUUCUCAAUUUCUACUCAGAGAAAAACAAUUUAUUAUUUUUUUGAUUAAGUAAAAAAAAUGUGGGAUCUCAAUGGUUCGCCUGAUGAGAUUACUAGAGCCGCCGCUAGAGGCGGAGGUUACCCAGAAUCAGAAGGCGGUUCCUCCCAAAAAACGACGUCGUUUGACGGCGACGAUAAGAAUUCCACCUCCUCCGCCGUCGUUAUCGACGACUCUGGCGAGAGAUCCGACGGCGAUGACCCCGGCGGCGACAGAAAGAAGCGUACUACCAACUAUCACAACAGCAAUAGCCGUCGCCUUUUCGGGUUUUCGUUUAUUACCAACAAUAAUAAUAACAAUAACAUCAAUAAUAAUGAUGAUGAAGAUGAGGAUAAUUCUUCAUACUCCGGCGAUCCUCCGGUGACACGUCAGUUUUUUCCGGUGGAAAUUGAUGUUUCCGGUGGAGAUGUUGCUGGUUCUUCCGCUGGUAACUUUUCUAAACCGGCUCAUUGGGACGGAACUAAGCUAUACCCAACAUCGGAUACUAUGGCUGCUGCUACUUUAAUGGGCCCAACUGGUGUUGCUAAGCCCACUGAGUUGGCCCAGCCCAUGAAGAAGAGUCGACGAGGCCCACGUUCCCGGAGCUCUCAGUAUCGUGGGGUUACUUAUUACCGGCGAACUGGCCGUUGGGAGUCUCACAUAUGGGAUUGCGGGAAGCAAGUUUAUCUUGGUGGAUUUGACACGGCUCAUGCGGCAGCUCGUGCGUAUGACAGGGCAGCAAUAAAAUUCAGAGGAGUUGAUGCCGACAUAAACUUUACCCUUGAAGACUAUCAAGAUGACUUGAAGCAGAUGGGAAAUUUAACCAAGGAGGAAUUUGUUCAUAUACUUCGCCGACAAAGUACCGGCUUUCCUAGAGGAAGUUCUAAAUAUAGGGGUGUUACAUUGCACAAAUGUGGUCGUUGGGAGGCUCGUAUGGGCCAAUUCUUAGGCAAAAAGUAUGUGUACUUGGGGCUCUUUGAUACCGAAGUUGAAGCUGCUAGGGCUUAUGACAAGGCGGCAAUAAAAUGUAAUGGGAAGGACGCAGUGACAAACUUUGAUCCUAGUAUCUAUGAAGAAGAGUUGAAAGCAACUGAAUGUUCGAGUAGUGGUGGUGGGGCUGGUGGUGGUGCUGAGCACAACCUUGAUUUGAGCUUGGGAGGAUCGUCGAGCUCUCGGAAAAAUGCUGGUCUUGAUUUUCGAGAUAGUAAUCCCGCAAUGCUAGAGCAGCAGCAACAACAAUAUCCAAGCUCAAUGCAACUUGAGCUAAAUUGGCAAAAUCAAGGCUCUAGGCCUAAGGAUGCAUAUCAGGAUCAUGCUGAGACUAUGCAGCUCCUUAGUCAAACUCGGCUUCAAUCAUCUCCAACCUCGUUACAGCCUAAGGAAAUGUCAUCGAUGCAUAAUCGAUAUGCUGGCCAAAUGCCUGUUUUUGUUCCUCCUCAUCUAAAUUCGUCAAAUUACCAUCAUCAUCAAAUUCAAUUUCCAAGCAGCAGUAACGGGGGCAGGAUUGAUCUUAUGUUGUCUUCAUCAAGCGCCAACAUUAAUAAUAUUAAUAGUAAUUGUAACGAAAAUCGACAACAACAACGUCAACAACAGCAACAGCAAUGGCAAGCUGGGCCUCAUCCCCAAAUGUUUGCUACUGCUGCAGCAUCAUCAGGAUUCUCACAGCAGAUAUCAAGACCCCCACCAAAUUGGAUGCCUCCUAAUAAUGGCUUCCAUCCUCUGAUGAGACCCUCUUAAGAUAAUAUCAUCUUUUCCUUGAAAAAAAAAAUAAUCUCUAAAUCAAUUUCAUCCUCUUUUCCCUAAUUUAACCCUCUUUUUUUUUAAUAUAUUAUAUAUUAAUUAAUGUAAUUAAAGCCUAAUGCUUUGUGAUUUUAUUUUUUUGGAUUUGGGGAAAUUUGGAAGAACCCCAAAGAAAAAGGGGAAAUUUUCCAUGUUAUUGAAACCUUAUUGGUCAAACUAACAGUAAAAGAAAAAAAAAAGGCUACAGAGGUGAAUGAAAAUUGAAUGCUAAUUUAUUCAAGCAUACUUUUUUGCUGCUAAA
This is a messenger RNA of Chenopodium quinoa (quinoa), 2649 nucleotides long. Its product is annotated as floral homeotic protein APETALA 2-like. Gene Ontology annotation, molecular function: DNA-binding transcription factor activity; DNA binding. Bases 651 to 2345 code for a protein of 564 amino acids. Lineage: Eukaryota; Viridiplantae; Streptophyta; Magnoliopsida; Caryophyllales; Amaranthaceae. The transcript has 10 exons. The record is from RefSeq and is a predicted model, not a curated record. Gene Ontology annotation, biological process: regulation of DNA-templated transcription.